This is a messenger RNA of Aedes aegypti (yellow fever mosquito), 4594 nucleotides long. It is a transcript of the gene Atf3, whose product is annotated as activating transcription factor 3. The coding region runs from base 1815 to 3617 and encodes 600 amino acids. Gene Ontology annotation, molecular function: RNA polymerase II cis-regulatory region sequence-specific DNA binding; DNA-binding transcription factor activity, RNA polymerase II-specific. The record is from RefSeq and is a predicted model, not a curated record. Gene Ontology annotation, cellular component: nucleus. Gene Ontology annotation, biological process: regulation of transcription by RNA polymerase II. Lineage: Eukaryota; Metazoa; Arthropoda; Insecta; Diptera; Culicidae. The transcript has 5 exons.
ACGCCACCGAGCCCCAUUCAGUUGAAUAUCGCACACGGACCGGAUCGCAUGCUCGUGUUGUCGCGCGCCGUCGAGAGUCUCUUUUUGUUUGUUUAUCUUUUCCACACCAGAGAGUCUCCAUCAAAUGGGCGAACAAGCCUCCACACACAACACUCCGAUCGACUUUCGCGAAUGUUCCGACGUGCAAGAAUUAGUACCAGAAUCGCGCGGGUCCAGCUAAUCCACAGUUUCCACUUGACAGGAAUCACACAAUAAACAAACCACGUACACGAGAAGAUAAUUAUGUCAAAAUCUGCUCUUCGCAAGAAUCCGCCGUUCAGAAAUCAAAUCCAAGCCUACUUUGACGAGCAGAACAAACACUUGAGUGCCUAUCGAUACCGUUCGGCAAUUAGACUCAAAUAACGCCCCGCCCACGUCGUCGUGUCCGGUGUCGUCCCCCGUCCGUUGAAUACUCGGGUGCAUCGCGAAAGUGCAUCUACCUGCUGCUUCAGUGUCGCGCGAAGUGUUAAAGCAGGCCGAGAGAAAGUGUGCAAACAAAGGCCAACGCAAGAGACGCAGCAGCGAAUGAAUGCGUGAAGAGCGUCUCUCCCCGAAUCGGCCGUCGGGAAGCGUUUCUGGUGUGUCGUGACACGAGGCAAGUGUGUGCUAUUUAUCGUCAAAACGAAGAAGCAAUCUGCCAAAUUAAUUUGCGACUGUCAACCGACAAGUGAAAACAUUUUCCGUUCUCUGAUUUGCAUUUUUUUUUCUAUUCUGUUUUUAAACCGUUCGACCGAGAAGAAAAUUUCGGAAUUGGAAGGUCGAAACUCGAAAAUUUUUAUCGCAAGUGAGGCGCCAAUGUGAUUGUUUUUGUUUCCGUCUUUACCGACAAGUCAUUGAAGGAAGAAGAAGAGUUCUGAAGAAGCAAUAGAAAAGAGAAUCGUCGUUUCACGACGUCUGGAAGCACACGCAUACGCGUGUAUGUGUUCAUCUACCACGAGGAAGUACUAGAAUUUCAUCGGAGCAGGCGCAUUAGGGAUAAAGGGAUUUUGCGGUGUCCGUUCUUGGAGCUAUCAGCUGGUUCGUCAGUGUGUUCAUCUAGUUGGCACUGAGUGAAAACCCCGAGCGUAGCGUGGCUUGCUUGGAUUUCAUCGUCCGGUGGAUUCGCGGCGGCAGUUGUUGGAGAACAUAACAGACUCCGCAAGUUGCAUCCCGCCGACGUUGAUCGCAUUUUAUUAAUCAAACAGUGCCACCCAGAAGCAGCAAAACACCGAACGAAUCAACGAACCGCAGAGCGACCAAACAUUACCAAACUCUGACCCUGCGGCGUCCCGACCGCCACGCCUGCUUGGUUCGCCGCAUUAAGGCCGGACCAACUCAGAAGUAAAUUUGAUUGUGAUUAUCUAUCGCGAGUAGCGAAGCGAGAGAGUAUCUAGUUAACUACGUUUAACUUAGUAGAUGUAUAGUGAUUUCAUAAGUAAUUUCGUGUUUGAGAGCUGAUUUUUUUUACCAUUGAAUGCUAUCAAAACGACUCCGACGACUUCGGCUUUAGUUUGGUGCAGAAAUUCUGAAUCGAAUCGAUUGAAAGGCAGAAGAAGAAGAAGGAGAAGAAUCCGAUCUGUGAUUAUUUUUGUUAAUUUUAAAGUAUCGCUUUUAACGCAACUUGGAAGUAAUAAUAAAACGCCGUAUACUACCAUUUUUUUCGCCUAAUUUCGUGAAUGCAAUAUAUUUGAGUGAGCUGUGAGUGAAAGGAGUUCUUCCAAGAAAGGAAAUUGAGCACCUGUUUUUUAUAAGUUAUCUCUCCGAUUUCACAACGAAAAGACAAGCAAGCAAACAAAAUGUACACCAACUCCAACCUCAGUCUGACCGUUCCGCCGUUGAUGGGCAUCGAAGCUGGAGUUUGCACCACGCCCAGGACGCCGGAAAUCCUCAACUCGCUGAUGGCCAUGACAAACCCGCUCGAGUAUUCGUACCCGAGCGCGGCAACGACGCAGGCAAACACGACGAUAUCCGCGGGCGUCCUCGCCGGGUCCUCCGCCAAUACUGCCAGCUCGCAACAGGUGUCACAGGCUUCCCACGACAGUCAUUCCAACAGUUCCGAUUCACCGCUGGACUCUCCCGCAGCCGGCCAUCGCAAGACUCCGAGCGUACAACAGACCCGCUCGCAACUGAUCAAGGCCGGUGUGAAGCUGCUGAUACAGAGCAAGCGCAAGCACAGCGGAUGCGACUCCAGCGAUGGGAACGAAUCGUCCAGCGGCGGAGGAAGGGCUGGAGCUCCUCAGUCCAAGAAACGCCGCGACACCGACAAUCUGACGAGCGAGGACGACGUGGAGAGUCUGCGGGCGAACAACAGUUCGUCGACGGGGGGCGGCGCAGGAGGUCCCGGCAGUGCCAGCAGUCCUCGAUCCGUCACUGGGUUGACUCCGGACGAUGAGGAUCGCCGCCGACGACGUCGGGAGCGGAACAAGAUCGCCGCUACGAAGUGCCGGAUGAAGAAGCGAGAGCGUACCGUUAACUUGGUCAACGAGUCGGAAACUCUGGACGCCCAGAACAAGGAGCUGAAGCAGCAGAUGGCAGACCUGGAGAAUCAACGGCGGAAGCUGAUCGAGGUUCUGCAGGCUCAUGGUCCGACCUGUGUACACCAGAAAGGUUACCAACCCCUGCCUAGUCUGUCCACCAUCACGAACAACAACUGCAAGUUUCUCAACGACCUGAACUUCCUGGAUAGCACAGCGGAGGAGAUCAAAUACUCGGAAUGUCUCAAAUCCGGCGGGGAGUUGGGCGAUUUCUCCAAACAAGACAACGUGCUACCUCCCGGUUAUUGCAAACUAUCUCCAACGGAGGUGAACUAUUCAACGCCUACCGACGUCAUGGCUAUCAACAACUUCACAGAAGCGCUGAAAUGCGAAUACAUUCCAACCAACCAAGAAAAGCCGGCCCGCGCCAAACCAGGACCCAAGCCACGUCAGAAAGCCGCCAAGCGUUCGAUCACUGUAACCAGUACAACGACUACAGUGACGGAAACUCUGCCUUCGAUACCCGUAACUCUACCCAGCGCCGACUUUAUCCUGAAAAGUGAGCUCAUCGACACCAACAGUCCAUAUACCACAGUUCAAUCGGCCGAUCGCUUCCUCUUCGAGAAUUCCCUGGAUCUGUACAACAACAAUAACAACGACAGCAAUACCCUGGACGGCCACCACACAAACGACAGUGACAAACUGACCUCCCUGGCCGUCAAGGACAACGCUUCCAACGCCCUGCUGGAGUUCAGUGCUACCUUCGACACCAUCAAACCUUCCGAUUACGGACUCCUGUCAACGCAUCAACAUCUACCCAACCAACAACACCACCACAAUCAUCACCAACAACAACAUCAACCCCUACAACAGCAGCAGCAACAACAACAGUGCCAUCUACAGCAGACCCUCGGUAAUCUGCAACUCCAGCAGCAACCCCUGCAUCACAGCAACAAUCUGCACCACCAGCUACUCUCGCAGUCGAACGUGUCCGGUCUGCUCGCCGGUACCAGCAUCGUGACCAACGACUUCCUGAUCCUGCCGGAACACGACGGCAGCGAGUUCACCGACCUGGACAGCGGCAUAACUUCCUACGCCAACAUCAACGGAGGAUGCCUGGCGUGACCACCGUCCUCGCCGUUGCCACCGUUACCGCUGAUGUUGUAGGAAGCCGAGGCCAACUUUGAUCACUAGAGCGCUAGAACGGAAUGUUUCUUCAGCCGUUACACACGGAGAAAAGUUUGCCAAAUUUGUCGUACUCUUAGCAUCAACACCCCAGUGAUCGCCGCUACGCGCAGUUACCGUACUCGUUUUUAGAUUUUUUAGAACUUUGUUUUAAAUAUUUGUAUUUAUAUACUUCUAAUCGGAUCCCAGAUUUAGGAGGCGUGAGUGUGUUUGGUAGUCAGUCAGUCAGUCAUAAGACGCUCUUGAAGAAGACGCAAAAGAAACUCAAAAUCCAGGAUUUUGUUUUGCAACCCAAAUGCAGGGCCGGCUCAAAGCCGGCUGGAAACGGGUGUGGGCCAGGAAAAUGGAUCACGUAUUUUUUUCGAUUCUAGGAUUAUGUCUCAAUCAUCAAAGUCUCUCUCUCUCUCAGUCUCUGUUGUCACUCGAAAAAAAAAAUGUCAUCCGCGUGAGUAUGCGCGCGUGUGUGUGUGUGUGAGCCCAACGAACUCGAAUGUGUAUGUGCGAGCGUUGGAUUUUAAAGGAGAAAGAGAAAGAAUUAACAUUCAUAAUUGUUUCUUUUUUCAAUGACACAAUCUAUUUUUUACGGACACUCAUUUGUGUUAGGGUUCCUUCCGAUAACCAACGUUUCCUUUUCUUAGAAAGUAAAACAGCAAAAUGCAUUCCUUGUUUGUUCGUAAGUUACCGUACUCAACGUUAUAUCGUUUGUAUCUGUCAAUCUGUCGUUCUUUCUCUUUCUCACCGUGUCUCCGAUUUAAGAUAACAAGAAAAUAAGUGUUUUUAAUAAUGUAUACUUCAGCAAUAUUGUGAUAUUCGUUGCCCGCGUUUGGUGAGAUUAUGGAUGAAUUGUUAUCUGUUUAAUACGAAAAAUUUAGAAACACAAACAUAAAAUCGAACAUCGAAGUAACGAGAAGGUGCUG